CCGGAUAUCCGAUUUCUUCACUAUAAUAUAUAACUUCUAUUCAAUAAUCCAACAUGAACGACUCCUUUGAGUAUGCAAACAUUGUUGAAACCAUGACUAUCAGACACGACUCCAAUGCCGUUGAGGCUCACAAGCCUGCUGUGCAGCCCUCACAGGCGAAACUGUUCACCUUGGAUGAGAUGAUCAAGCGUCGCGCUGUAGAGCUGGGGGAUACGAUCUUGAUGGGUGCGCCGGAGACGGGUGUUGAUGACUUCAAGGAGCAUAGUGCUGUGGAUAUUGAUAGAUAUGCUGAUGCGGCUGUUGCAAGACUUCAAAGCCUGGGUCUUGAGCCCGUGGAUCCCACGCUUGAGAAAGCACCAAUUGUUGGCAUGCUGGGACAAUCAGGAAUUCAUGUCGUUAUUCAGAUCAUUGCCCUCAACAGAUUGGGAUACUCUUCAUUUCUCAUCUCGACACGUCUUGCAAGCCCAGCCAUUACCCAGCUUCUCACUCUAGCGGACUGCAAUGUGAUUCUCACAACACCACCAUUCCACCCUGUUCUAAAGGAAGUUCAACAAAACCGCCAGCUCGAGAUUCUUCCUCUUCUGCAAAGCGCAGACAUCUUUCAUCACAAUGCACCAAGAUUCGUCAGAGACUACAGCCCCGAAGCUGAAUCCCGCAAAGUCGCUGUUAUUAUCCACUCCUCUGGCUCAACAGGUCUCCCCAAGCCAAUCUAUCUCACCAACUCAAGCUGCAUCGGCGCUUUUGCAGUCCACAUGAACAUGCGCGCAUUUCUCACAUCACCAUUCUUUCACAGCCAUGGUUUCUACGAGGUGUUCCGAUCGAUCUAUUCUGGCAAACCAAUCUACUUCACAAACUACGGAUUGCCUUUGACAAGGGAGACUGUCAUGGCGCAGCUCAAGGCUACAAGGCCUGAGAUCUUCCACUGUGUUCCUUACGUUAUCAAAUUGCUUGCUGAGAGUGAUGAGGGUAUUCAUAUGCUAGCUGAUAUGAAACUCGUUCUGUAUGCGGGAAGUGGAUGUCCUGAUGAUCUGGGUGAUCGAUUAGUUGAGCGUGGCGUUAACCUCUGCGGAAACUAUGGAGCCACCGAAACUGGUAGACUUGCAACUUCUGCUCGUCCUGAAGGCGACAAGGCAUGGAACUACAUCCGUGUCCUCCCUCCAGCAGAACCCUACACCAUCUUCGACGAAGUCGCUCCCGGCCUUUUCGAAUGCGUCGCUUUAGAUGGUCUCCCAUCAAAGAGCACUACCAACUCAGACAACCCACCAGGAUCUUUCCGCACACGAGAUCUCUUCACACAACAUCCUACAAGGCCUAACCUUUGGAAAUUCGCCUGUCGUCUCGAUGAUCGCUUCACUCUGAUCAAUGGCGAAAAGGUUCUCCCCAUUCCUAUUGAAGGUCGUAUUCGACAAGAGGAAAUCGUCAAAGAAGCGAUUGUCUUUGGCGAUGGGAGGACAUAUCCUGGUAUUCUGAUCGUCAAGGCUGAUCGUGUGGCUAACAUGCCUGACAAUGAGUUCCUCGAUGCCAUUUGGCCAUCCGUCGAAGACGCCAACUCCCGGGCAGAGUCAUUCUCACGAAUUCCCAAAGAACUGGUCGUCAUCGUGCCAGCUGAUUCAUCUUACCCGCGAACAGAUAAGGGUACUUUCAUCAGAGUCCCUACAUAUCGCCAAUUCGAGAAGGAGAUCGAGGCUGCUUACAACAAAUACGAAGGCCAAGGCGAUGAAGCCGGUUCGCUAACACUUGAAGGUUCAGAGCUAGAAGAUUACCUUCUUCAACAACUCAAGAGCAAGUGCGGUGCAGAUCUCGAAUCCUCUGAAGCAGACUUCUUCGCCUCUGGUGUUGAUAGUCUUCAAUGCAUUCAGAUGUGGAGUCUCAUCAAGCGAGAGAUCGACCUUGGUGGUAGACAAUCCGAACUGGGACAGAACGUCCUUUACGAGACGGGUAACGUCAAGUUACUUGCCCGCCAGCUCGAGAGGUUGAGAAGUGGUGCAGACGAUGAGACACAGGACCAACUGAAGAUCAUGGAGGGUUUAAUCGAAAAGUACUCUUCUUUCGAGCGCCACGUCCCUGGAUCUGCGCCUCAGCCUGAGAAGGAGCUUGUGUUACUCACGGGUGUAACCGGCGCUCUUGGCGCCCAUGCCCUCGCCCAACUCACAGCUCGACCCAACGUUGGAGCAGUAUGGGCCUUAGUCCGAGCAGCCAGCGACACCGCCGCCACCGAAAGACUUUAUAGCUCCCUCCAAGCCCGUGGUCUAUCCCUCGACGAAGAGCAACGAAGCAAAGUCCUCGCUCUGCCCUGCGAUCUCAGCCGUCCGGACCUCGGCCUCAGCGAAUCUCACAUCUCUGAGCUUCGCUCCAAACUCACAACCAUAAUCCACAGCGCCUGGGCAGUCAACUUCAACAUCUCCGUGCAAUCCUUCGAAGACCAACACAUCAAAGCCGUACACAAUCUCAUCCAGCUAAGCCUCUCCGUGCAAAUACCAAAGCCCGCACGAUUCUUCUUCUGCUCUUCAGUUUCGUCAGCGGGAGGAUCACCGCGCCCUGGAAAGGUUCUUGAAGCGCAGGUUCCUUCGCCUGCACAUGCUCAGCACACUGGUUAUGCGAGGUCGAAGUAUGUUGCUGAGCAUAUUACUGGUAAUGCUUGUAAGAAUGCUGGUGCGGUGGCGAGGGUUUUGAGAUUGGGACAGUUGGUUGGUGAUACAAAGGUUGGGGAGUGGAAUACUACUGAGGGAAUUCCUUUGAUGAUUCAGACAGCGGUUACGCUUGGUGCUCUGCCCGCUUUGAACGAGGAAAUGACCUGGUUGCCCGUUGAUCUCGCUGCUUCAACGAUUCUCGACCUUGCCAAACUCGGCCCACAAUCACCCUCAGACCGCUCUUCCGACCCCGAUCUCGUCUAUCACAUCCUCAACCCCGUGCGCUUCCACUGGGCGAACGACAUGCUUCCCUCCAUGACAAAAGCCGGCUUCAAGUUCGAGACCCUCCCUACAGAUCAAUGGAUGGACCGUCUUCGCAACUCGGAGCGCGACCCCGCCAAGAACCCUCCUAUCAAGCUACUAGAUUGGUUCGAGGGUAAGUAUGGCAAUAAGGCUGCUUCGUCAGCGGAGAAGGGGCCACUGGAUUAUCUUACGGAUAAGUCGAGGGAGGAUAGCGAGACGUUGAGAAAUGUGCCGGAUGUCACGAAUGUUGAGUAUGUUAAGAUGAUGCUUGGAAGGUUGCAGGCACGCUGGGCAGAGAAGGUUUGAGUGCAGCGUUGAAAUUCAUUUGAUCGUUAAGUGCUAUGCAGGUUCAUGCUUCUAAAAGGCUACUUCUAAGUUCGAAAAUGCAAGUGCGUGAGUGAUUCGAUAUGUCGCUGUCAAGUGUAUGCAUCCUCCUCUAUGAGCCGUUGUCUUUUCAAACGCUGUGCUCCUCAAUCUUCGUGAUUUUCCUCAUCCUCCGUCUGAACCUGCUGCUCCGACAGCCUCGGAUUUCUUAAUGCCAAGGCAAAGAUUAUCAUGGGUAUACAAACGCAAAUUCCGGCGAUACAAAGAAGUCUCUGUACGGAACUGUAGCUGCUGAUAAUCGCGUCUCGAAUGGCCGUUCCGACUGGGUAAUCUGGUAUCACGGCAAAAGGCGAGUUGUAAAUUCUCUUGGCAAGGGUUUCAUCGGGUUGGAAAUCUAGGUUAUGCUUCAGAGCUUUGUAAAGAGUUUGAGUCCAGAUAGCGCCUGAAAGACAUGUACCUAGGGCGCUUCCGACAUUGUAGAAUGAGAGGUAGAGACCUGUGAGAAUGGCCACGUGCUCUCGAGUUGCCGAGGCUUGGAUAGAUGCUUGAGUUGGAUAAGCGAAGAACCCGCCCGCCACUCCGAGAAGAAUCUGCGCCGCGAUGAUUCCGUCUUGGGAAGAUGUCGAAGCUCCACCAGGGUAUAAGAUUAAAACGCCAAAUGCGACCAUGAAGAGCAGUGUGCCUCCAACAAUGAUAAACUUGAGUCGACGGAUCUUAAAAAUGACUAGACCAGCUAGAACUCCAGUGAUGACUCCAAAGAAUGAGAAGAAUGAAAUGAUACGGGUUGCGUUCUCGAUAGAAAAGUCAAAGGCGACAAUGAGGAUCGUGUAAAGGUAGUUUCCUUGCGUGCACCAUGCUAGGUUAAGAAGACUUCGAACUGCCAGGGCCGACCAGACGCCUCUAUCGCGAAGCAGAUGGAAUGGGAUGAGAGGAUGACGAGCACCGCGUUGUUCCCAAGUGAUGAAAGCGAUCAUGAAACAGAAGCCUAGGACCAGAGGGAGGAUGAUGUACCAACUGCGCCAGUGGCUAGCGGUACCGCCAGCGACGGUUAAAGGGGCUAGAAUGAGCGAGAAGGCGAGGACAAGAAGGACAAGGCCGACAAUAUCGAGUUGGUGAAAGAGAUCUGCCCUGCCCUUCUUGGUCUUGAGAGAAACCAAGACAAUCUCAUCGCUCUCCUUUCCGCUUUCAGACUCCCAGGUUUUCCUCUCAAGAAAGUAGAGGCAGGAUAGGAGAGGCAGUGAGGCAAUGGGGUAGAUGAUAGCCCACAUUCCAAGGCCCCAUCUCCAAGUCGUCGUGCUCAAUACCGCAGAAGUGAUGUUUCCGCUGAUCCAGGUGUUGAUGAGGAAUGGGAUUGCUGGGAGAUAGCUGAAAAAGACGCGCGCUCGCAUAGAUGAGAAGUCUGCGAUGAGAACUUCCAAAAGCAGGACUAUGCAUGUAUAUCCCGUUUGGUAAAUCACCGAUCCGGUGCAGAAGAUCUCGACUGAUGGCGCAGUUGACUCGAUCGCGAUUCCGAGGGUAUAAAGAACUGUUGAAAUGGCAAUGACCUCGAACCUGCCGAAGACAUCUGCCACCUUGGCCGCUGUAGGUUGAACUGCCACCGCGAUAACAUUGCGCAAGACAUUGAUCGUGGAAAGAUACGAAUGCAGAUCAAAACUCGACGUUGCAUAAGACUGAUACGCCAAACGAACCUGACUCUCUAAACCAUACGCAUACCCGACGAGGAAAAUACCCGUAAAGAGCCAAAUCCGAUGUGCGCGGGUGAGGUUUUUGGAGACAACAGCCAUGCGCGCCACGCCCGCUGAAAGUCUCUUAGGAUUAGCAGGCCUCGCGGCAUUUUGUGAUAAGUCACUUGAGCUUGGUUCUGGAGCGCCGAGAAGCGGCGCUGUUUCUGAGGACAUUUUCUGGUGGUGAUGAGGAGGGGAGAGUGAAGAAUUUUGAAACAAGCUGAGGUUCAGGCAGC
Molecule: messenger RNA, 5217 nt
Organism: Fusarium odoratissimum NRRL 54006
Lineage: Eukaryota; Fungi; Ascomycota; Sordariomycetes; Hypocreales; Nectriaceae
Exons: 5
Coding region: 54-3239 (1061 amino acids)
Source: RefSeq, a predicted model, not a curated record